AUGGCCCAUAAAUUUAGGGGUUUCUGGUGAACACAGGCUGUUGGCUUAUUUAAUCUAAGGCUGUGAUUCCCAAUGUGAUUCCCACAAGGGGGCAAUUUGAUUUUUAAGAGGGGCAGUUCGAGAAUGAGUUAUUAACAGUGAAGGGCCUUUUAGGCAUCCUCCACGUGAAUAGUUCACUUUUUGAAUAUUAAGAAUUAUAUGUCGGGAUGGGGGGAGGCAUCAGGAUUUUAGAGAUGCUUAGGUGGGGCAUGGCCCCCCCAAAAAAGGUUGGGAACCACUGAUCUAAAGUCUCUGGGAAUCCAGUCGUUGACCCCUCACAGAGCUACAAUUCCCAGAGACCUUAAACUACAGUUCCCAUGAUCCUUUAUGAGUGGGGGAGGGGUAAGCCAUGUGCUUUUAUUUACUUAUUACUGUAUAUUUCUGGGCCUUUUUUCUUGGAAGGAGCUCGGGGUGGCGCACGGAUGCUUCUCCUCCUCCCCAUCAUUCCGACAACCCUGUGCUGCCGCGUGGUUGCGGGUGUUACCUAAGAAGCUGGUUACCUAAAGAAAACGGGAUUUUUCCCCCUCAGAGAAAAGCGCGUGCAGCCCAAGGCGGCUCCUUCCGUAGAAAAAAACAAACCACCUUCAUUUGGCCACUAAACCAGAGAGCUCUUGUGAAAGGACGCCAGGUGCCCUGGAGGCGAGCGGGCGAGCGGCUGCUGCGCGGCGCAAAUCUCCAAGGCCUCUGGUUUGCUUUUUACUGCAGCAACAGCAGCAGCAACAAAAAAACACAGCAGCUGCUGCUACCUCGGCUGCCGCCGCCGCCGCCGCCAUCUUAAAAACAGCAUUUUGCAGCGGGGCGGGUUUUGGCGGGCAGGCCUGCCUCUGCGCUGAGCUCACGCGCCGCCGGCUCCGUCCCACGCGCGCUGCUCCCGUGCGCCCAGGCGACACCGGCGCCGUGGGCCGGAGAUGCCCGCCUUGCUUUGCCUGCCGUUGCUGCUGCAGCCGCCGUAGGGCGAGGGCAGGUAAACGAGGGAAAGGGGGAUCCCCUUCCUUCCUUCCUUCUUUCUCCUUCCAUAACCCCCGCGCCUUGACUCCGCUCCCAAACAGCAGCGAGGAGACGCCGCUCGCCUCUCCACAGGUUCACCUUGGACGGCAGCCACUACUACGAGGGCAAUGGGAGACUGAGAGAGCUGGGGAAGGGGAUGCUGGAAGCAGAGCCCCCUGCGAACACUUAGGACCAUAUUAUUAUUAUUAUUAUUAUUAUUAUUAUUAUUAUUAUUAUUAUUAUUAUUAUUAUUUUAUUAUACCCAGCGGGGCCGCCCCAAAGUGAAGCCACCCCAAAAGGGCCAGCGCGCAAAGACUUGGGACUGUAUGACUUUGCAUUUGCCAGGUGACUUUGCAUUUGCGGGGUUUCUGGGACGUGUCUGUGUGCACGGCUUUUAUUGGGGUCGGUGCAGUUGUGGGGCGACUCCCGCCCUCUGGCUCAGGUUGCCAUGUGGUUGCGUGCGCGUUGCGUCUGCGUUUAGGGGUCUCCCCUUCGGGUUCGUCCGCCGGCGCGCGAGGGCCGCCGCGUCUGGCUCAAACUCUCCACCAGCAAAUCGCCCUCUCUGGUAAACAGGAUCCCAUUGGCUGCGGCGCGUCUUUCGGGGUGGGUGCAAGGCGUUUGCCGCGGGCGGAUUGGCGGCGACCCUUUCCCUUUAAAUCAAGUAAUCGCAGCCCGCAGCGGUUUGCAUCUCGGCCCGGCCUUUUCGCGUGUUGCAAACCGGAUAAGCCAAGUCGUGGGCGGUGGGGGACAAUUUACAAGGCAUUUGUGUGGUUUCUGUUUAAAUCGCCCUAUCUGCGCUUGAAGCCAACCGAAGACGUGUUUCUUUUUCUUCUUUUUUUGCAAGAAGAGAACAGCUGGGUAUCUGGUUCCAUAAGGCGAUGGUGAAUAUCGGUUCCCCCUUUUACAGAUGAGGGGAAACAUGAGUUUUCUUAAAGUCGACAGAAAGUUAGGUGCAUCCUGUUCCUAUUUAAAUCAGCAGAUGAUUUUUUUGGUGGGUUGAGUAGGUAUUUUUCACCACUUUGGAGGUGUAAUUGCAGCAUUUAAUCAUAACUGUGGUGUUAACGUGCAGUAAAAUAUUUUGUUAUGUUCUUCUUCUAAACUGCAACUGCAGUUGCAGUUACUUGGUCUUAGGGUAGUGUCUUAGACUUUAAAAUGUUUGACUGCUUUUGAUGCUGCAUAAACCAUAUAUAACAAUAUACCACUUUGACAAGCAUUCCUUCCUGUAUGUGAGGCACUAUGCAUGAAGUGGUGCAUGUGUGCCUCAUCUAAAAAGGAAGCAAGCAUAUUUUUCUUUAAAACCCUCCUUUGUUUGCAUAUCUGGAUUUAAUUGGGUAGCCAAUUAAAGUUCAUAUAGUCAAUCAACCAUUCUUUCUUAACUAGGCAGCAGCCCUACAAAUAAUAUUGAUAGCAUUGUGAUAUUAUACUUAAGAUAUUUAGGUGGUGUUUUGUUUUAUUUAUUUAUUAAUGUGGCAUGAUUUCAGUGAGACUUGCAUGCUUGUUCAUAAACAGGGCUGUUUGUGAAUAUCACAGCUUAUCACCAUCUGGUCCAUUGGCACUGUUUGGAUACAGUGCAUAGAACUGGCAAAUCUCUUUGGGAUGGUUGUUUUUGUCAGCCCAGUUCAGUUCAGCCUAUUUUCUCAAGUGGCAAAGUAGAAAUAGGAAUUUAACCAUUAUCUUUACUGGAAUUGAAUCAUGUUUAUUUGGGGGCAGAGGCACUGAGGCGGUUGGCUGGCUUAGAAUAUGGAUCACCUUGUGUUUUGCAUUUGACUGGCCAAAAAUAUUUGUCCUGUUGAUUGGUCCACUAUUGUUAAAGCACUACCGUUAACGAAAAUAGCAAUAAAAAUAAUCGUCAAAAGGUUUGGUAUUUAUAUUAACUACUGUUAGCUGCUGUUGUGAACCUUUUUUAUAUUAAAAAAGCUGUAAUUCAGUCCCAUCCAUUAUUAUUAUUAUAUCAUCAUCAUCAUCAUCCUUGUGCCUUGGUUUGUAAAGCAGAAUAGUCUAUGAGAGUGUGACUGAUCGAACACUCUGGGUUUUUUUAUGGCCAAUUGAGGGUAUGAAUUUGGUUGUAGUCUGACCAACUUGGUCUUUUGGCACUGAUGACUUACUGCGGCCCUAUUUUUGCUGUGGUCUAAACCACAGAGCCUAGGGCUUCCCUAUCAGAAGGUCUGCAGUUCAAAUCCCCGUGACGGGGUGAGCUCCUAUUGUUUGGUCCCAGCUCCUGCCCACCUAGCAGUUCAAAAGCACGUCAAAGUGCAAGUAGAUAAAUAGGUACCACUGCGGCGGGAAGGUAAACGGUGUUCCCGUGCGCUGCUCUGGCUUGCCAGAAGCGACUUAGUCAUGAUGGCCACAUGACCCGGAAGCUGUCUGCAGACAAACGCUGACUCCCUUGGCCUAUAGAGCGAGAUGAGUGUGCAACCCCAGAGUUGUCCGCGACUGGACCUAACGGUCAGGGGUACCUUUACCUUAGGUAACCGGGGUGGGGUGGGGUGAAGUUACAUUAUGCUGUGCUCUUAGGUUUGCUCCCUGACUGCUGUUGCAUGAAGGUUAAAAGCUGUCUUCCUCCCUCCUAAAAAAGACAACACCACAAUGAAAUAAAAAGAUAGGCAGUGGCAUUCUUGGUAUACUAUAUUUGACCUUGGUGACCAGCAGUCCCUUGGACAAAACAUGACUCUUAGAGGCUUGCCCCAUAUUUACCAACCACGGAGGAAAGCAGAUUCAGUAGGAGAACUUGGCAGCAGUCUACUUCCACACCUGUCCUUUGGCAAGACUUAAGUGACGACUGGGACCUUAGAUUCAUAAGGGCAUAAUGAAUGAAAAUGGACAGGCCAGACCUUUGCUUUGUCAACAGAAUUAGUAAGGAAACCUGAUGUUUACUCAGCCCCCUAUUUGUCAAAGAGAUUAAUGUUAACCCUUCACAUCUGCGGUGCAAAUGUUAGGAGCCUUUCUGAGAACUUACCGUAUUUUUUGCUCUAUAAGACUCACUUUUUCCCUCCUAAAAAGUAAGGGGAACUGUGUGUGCGUCUUAUGGCGCGAAUGCAGGCUGCGCAGCUAUCCCAGAAGCCAGAACAGCAAGAGGGAUUGCUGCUUUCACUGCGCAGCGAUCCCUCUUGCUGUUCUGGCUUCUGAGAUUCAGAAUAUUUUUUUUCUUGUUUUCCUCCUCCAAAAACUAUUUUUUUUUUUUUUUUAAAUCAUAUUUAUUAAAGUUUCCAAAAAAUAUAAAAAUACAAAGAAAAAAGACAAAAGAAAAAAGAUAUUUAAAAACCUUCCUUUCAUUCCCUACUUUCUGGGACUCCCCCCUCCCCCCCCCCAAUUGUAUUUCCCUUUCCUUAAUUUGGUUCUACAAGCUCUCACUCCCAAUUUAAAGCUUAAUUUGUUUAACCCACUAUCCAGAUUGAAUUGUACAAAUCUUACCACCGUCCCACAUCAUUAACAGGAAAAAAAAAAAAAAGAUUUUCCCCAAGAUCCACCCCAGUUCCUUCCACAAAUUCCCUUUUUUUUAAACACGUCCGAUCAAAAUAAAAUAACAUGCGUAAGUUAUGUAAAGAAAUAGAAAAUAAGAGAUAUAGAAAAAUUCAAAAAAUGGUUACACAGCCUUUGGAUUUCAAAUCUACCCCCUUCCCGGUUUGAAUUCCCCAUGUCCAUCAGUCUAUACAUUAUCAGCUUGGAAGUCUCAUUUCAUGACCAGAUUUCUCCCGAUUCCAUCUUGCCGGUUUUCUUUUAGUUUAUUAAUUUAAAUAAUAUUUGACUUCAAAUGUCCAAUCUAACAAAGGCCUUUAAUUUCCUUGAUCUUUACCACUCCUCCCGUUGUUCUUUCCGUGUCGUAAUCAGUCCUUUAUUCUUCUUAUUCCUCACUUUCUCAGGUUUCUUGUCCUGUUCAGCUGCUAAAACUUUCUAAUUCAGAAAUCUAAUGUCUCUGCAGAGGUUUGUUAUUCAGGAACAAAAACUUACGUCCAGUCCCUUUCUUUCUUCAAUAAAUAUUUCCCUUGGCGUCCUCUGUAGACAAAAUACUCUUUCAGUUUUGCAGCUUUCCCAGAAGAUAACAAAUCCUGUGCGAAUCCCAGGGUAUUUUUCCACUUACGACCGUUCUUGUAGUAUCCCGAAACCCCUCUAGGGGGAUUGUAAUAACUUUGUAUCCUCUAAUCCAAAAGUCAAAUUGUUGCUUAUUUUCCAACAGUUUAUAUCCAUAUUAUAGCAAAUUGUAACAAAAUUAACCAGCAAGGUCCUCAUAAAGUCCUCUUUAUAUUCUCCAGCUUUAACAGCCACUUUGACAGCUGUCAAAGUCUCCGUCUCUCUUCACCAGGCUCCACGAAUCGCCCCGGUUCCCAGGGGGGGGGUUGCAUUUUUCUUCUCACCCUCCACUCUUCUCCUCCAGCACAUUUCUUAUAAUUUCCCAUCAUGAAAUUAAUGAUUUUUAUCAGAGACAUACUUCCCUUUGGACCUUGGUUACCCAGUCCUUGUUUUGGAAUGCUUACAAUAGGGGGGGGGAUUGACUUCCUUUUUAAAUCGCCCCCGCUCGUGCCAAAUCCAAAAUUUUGAACCCGGGUUCCCAAUUACUCACGGGUUGUUGUUAAUAGUCCAAAUUUUCAAUAGAAGAAGUCAGCGCUCUCCGUCGAAUGGCAUGCGGCUGCGCUCGGCAGGGAAAGCAGUGGACUCAAAGCACCACGCCACUCGCCGGCACCCGAUCCGAAGCCUUUAAAAGGCUCCUGCACGAGUCGGGAGGGCGCUAAUGGAGCAAGCCGAGUCACCCAUGGCCACGGACUCCGUGCCCGGGGGUUUUACGGGUCCCCGCGUCGCCGGCGCGGUAGGACCCAACCCCUGCCGAGCAGACUCCCUCCGAAGCUCGGAGGGAGUCCGCCAUUCGGCGAUGGCGCUAACCCGGAAGUCCUUCCUCCUCCAAAAACUAGGUGCGUCUUGUAGAGCGAAAAAUACGGUAAUUCAUAUGAUAAUAAACAAUUUUAUGUGAAACGUGUGACUUUGUAACAUUUGACUGCGCUAUUUGUAUACAAGCCAGGGGUCUAAAGAUGGUUGUUGCCAUCUGGGGAGAAUAAUAUUUUUAUGAUUGUUAGGCUUUGUAGAUGUUUUCUAUUCUCUUGUUACUUAUUUCUUUUAAAAACCUCAGAUAAACGUUUUUGUAUUGUCAUGUGUCUUAGAUGCUUUCAGAGAAACAAUGAUGGGCAAAGAACUGUUAAGAGUUUUGAAUUAAUAAAAUUUGAGAUUGCUUAAUUUGAGGGAGGUCCUAUGACGACUGCUGUUGUGCCCCCCCCUUUAUUAACCAUCUCAAACAUUAAAAUACCUUCACAAUAGCACUUUUUUUAUCUGUCUUGUGUCAGGAUAUGAUUGUUUGAUCCCCAGAUUUAAAAUAUGAGGUGACUUGUAGAAGGUUUUGCUUGGUUUACAAGAAGUCUACAAUUUAUGCCAUGGGUAAAUAAACUAAGGCCUGGGGGCCAGAUCCGGCCCAAUCACCUUCUAAAUCCGGCCCACGGACAGUCCGGGAAUCCGCGUAUUUUUACAUGAGUAGAAUGUGCCCUUUUAUUUAAAAUGCACCUCUGAGUUAUUUGUGAGGCAUAGGAAUUCGUUCAUCCCCCCCCCCCAAAAAAAAUACAGUCCGGCCCACCAUAAGUUCUGAGGGACAGUGGACUGGCCCCCUGCUGAAAAAAAGUUUGCUGACCCCUGAUUUAUGCCUUUAAAAAAUCUUGAGUAGGGUAACAAAAGGGUAAAAUUAUGCAGCUAGGUUCCUCCUACAGAGAUUUUACUUCAGCUUGGUUGGAAAAAGCUACAUUCAAUCAGUGUAUCUUCCAUUAAAUAGCAGAUAAAUUUAUCUACCAAGAUUCUUUUGUUGUAGAAACAUUGUCCUCUUUGACAUUUCGUACACUUGGCUUACGAUAACAUUUUAGGGCAUGUUGUUUCAGUUUGAUAUUUGCCCAAAGUUACCCAAAUUAAAGCCUAACAGACAUCUUAAAUGUGAAUGAGACAGAAAUGAUCACCUUUCUGUAACAAUCAACCCCCCCAAAAUAUAUAUUUUACUAUUUGUGAAUAUGCAAAUAAAACCACAGUUUUCUUCACAAUGGAAACUAAAUACAGACGUUUGGUGCUGUAUCUACACAGUUUACACAAGAAUCUCUGCUUUGCCCAUAAUCAUGAAUCCUUCCAAAGCACAGUUCAUCUGCUUAUUCCUGAGUACGUCGUACCUUGGAUGUCGAAUGGAAUCCAUUCCUGAAGUCUGUUUGACUUCCAAAACGUUCAGAAACCAAAGCGUGGCUUCUUGAUUGGCUGAAGGAAGCUCCUGCAGCCAAUCGGAAGCCCCGUCAGACAUUCGGCUUCCAAAAAUAGUUCGCAAACCAGAACAGUCACUUCCGGGUUUGUGGCGUUUGGCAGCCAAAAAGUUCGAGAACUAAGCUGUUAGAAAACCAAGGUACAACUGUAUUCACCUAUACUGUAUAGGGAAUACAAACUUAACCAGCUAUAACAUUUUGGGGUGCAGCCACACCUCUUAAGAGGAAUGUUCAAGAUUCCAGCCUACAAUGCUGACAUGGUUUCGCCAAAGGGGGACAGCUGCCCCCCAAGAUUAAGUAAAACAAUAGAAAUACAGUGGUACCUCUAGUUAUGAACUUAAUUCGUUCCAGAGGUCCGUUCUUAACCUGAAACUGUUCUUAACUAGAGGCGUGCUUCCGCUAAUGGGGCCUCUUGCUGCCGCUGCACCGCCGACACACAAUUUCCAUUCUCAUCCUGGGGCAAAGUUCUCAACUCGAGGUAACUCUUCCAGGUUAGCGGAGUUUGUAACCUGAGGCGUUUGUAACGUGAGGUACCAGUGUACUUAACUAACUGACCAAUCAUGUCAAUUCUGCCCUCCCCAACAAAAGUCCCGCCCCCUCCCCAACAAAAAUCCUGGCUACGCCCAUGAAUGCUGACCUCAAUUUUCAAACAUUCCAUGGCUCCUAGAAUCCACUUGGCAUUCUUGGCCUUUGCUGAGCUGUUUGUUUAUUAUGUACAACCUUAUGUAUGUAUGCAAGGAGUGCCCUAAAUAUAUAGACACCACUAUCUUAAUUUAAGCGGGCUGUGUUUUGCCUUCUAACUCAUAGGCAUUCUACCACAUGAAUUGGCCAUUAGAGGAAACGAGUGGUGACCUGUAAAAACAACCACCACCACCACCAACAACGGUUGCACGGCAUCCUAAGGCACUAACAAGAACACUCCUGUUCUUGGUGCCAUCCAGACCUGUGGGGCUCAAGCAGACCUCUUCUCUCUCUCCACCCUUUUUAUCUUGGAGGGUAAUCCUGACCCUCAACAUUCUGUGGCUUUUGCUCCUCUGGAUCACCAACAUGCCACUGUAUAAUGAACUGCCCAUACAACAGUGAAAUGGCAGUUAGGCUGAGAGAAGCACAAUUUGCCCAUCUGCAGCAGCUUAUAAUUGUUGGCUAUUUGUAGUUUAGUAGCGCUGCGGAGAGCUUGCCGGGGAGACCAUGCAUUAAAAAGGGACUCAAAAAUAACUUAAACAAGGUUUUAAUAACAAAAACAAAAACUCCUUUUACACUAAAGAUAACAACAAACAUGACCCAACCACCAACCCAUCCCCCAGGGGAAUGAGAGAGCUAGGUGCUGCUCCUUAUAUACUAUGCCCAAAUGCUGACACAGCUUAAUUGACAAAACCUAGCAGCACCUGCUAUGUUUCACAGCUGUAAGACUGGGUCUCGUUAUUUGCCCUGGCCCUGGCCCUUAAAGACAUACACAACUUGUGAAACAAUAAUGAACCUUCAUAUUUUAAAGUGACCAUUCAACAAUAAUAGCAGCUAGCCAGCCAGGUGCAUCAUGGGAAUGUCAAGUUUCCUGCCUUUUCUGUGAGGGAAGAUCUUGCCGAUACUGCGACUCCAUUGGAACUGGAUGACCAGUGCAUCUUCUUGUUUGCCCUGGAGAUGCAUGUGUGGCUGAACAUGUACAAUGUUCCCAUUAUGAUGUGAUAAACGGUCUUAUCUCUACACUGAUUGCAUGACAAAUUAUUGUAUUAUGGCUUCCGUUGCUAAUGAAAUCCAGAGUCCUUCUCCCUGCACCCACCGAUUUUGAUUCUUCAAUAUGGCAAGCUUCAGUGACCUGACAUCAAAUCUAGAAAUGAUUGAAAUCAUAAAACUUGCUGAAAUAGUUUGAUUAUAGGAAAACAGAAGAAAAAAUAAACUUCUGAAAAUCAUGUUUUGGUAUUUUAACAUAAAUAAAAUCUAGACAAACAUUUUUUUUCUUAUGGAGAAGUUGUGUUAUCUUGCUUAAGGAUAACAGUUCUUUAGAUGUGCUAUCUUAUCUUUUCUUUCAACGGAAUAAUAUUUAUUUCAGCUCCCUAUUGGCCUUGUCUCCUACUUCCAGUUCCCUUUUAGGGUUCCUGUUUUUGUUCCAUUUUACUGCGAUGUGAGGGGCUUUCUCAAUCUCACUGCAAUACAAUAACGAACGCUGCCUUCCUUGUUUUACAGAUCAGAAUCCACAUGCUACGUUUUCAGAAGCGCUGAAUGAAUAUGGAUAUUUACACGUAUGUCAGCACAAAGAAUCUCUCUUCUUCAGCCAAUAUGUCCAAUCUGCUUUCAGGCAGAUUUGGGUACCAGCUGAACUUCACCAGCAAUUCUCCUUCUAUGUCAAUAAGUAAGCUUUUCCCAGCCUUGUUACAAUGCUUUGGCAUAAUCCUUUGUGGAUAUAUAGCUGGAAGAGUUAACAUAAUCACAUCAACUCAGGCCAAAGGACUCGGAAACUUUGUCUCCUGUUUUGCACUCCCAGCUUUAUUGUUCAAAAACAUGGUUGUACUGAAUUUUUCCAACGUGAAUUGGUCCUUUUUAUACAGCAUCCUUGUUGCCAAAGCAUCAGUGUUCUUCUUGGUCUGCAUUUUAACACUGUUGAUAGCUACUCCUGAGAGGCGGUUUAGCAGAGCUGGGCUGUUUCCUAUUUUUGCUACUCAGAGCAAUGACUUUGCACUGGGCUAUCCUAUAGGUAAGAAACAAAUUUGCGUAUUUUUUUGUUUGUAAUGAGAUUGUUUCAUAACACUCUGUGCCUUAGGAAUGCAUAGUGACUUGUUUGCAUUGAUGAUGUACACAGUGCAUGCACUGUUGUUACAGCUGCUAAUUUGUGCUUUUGAAUUUGAGAAAGAGCACAUUCUGUUGCACUAUGAGUCGCAUGAAGCAGAACUGAUGAAAUAAUAAUAAUAAUAAUAAUAAUAAUAAUUACUUAUACCCCGCCCAUCUGGCUGAGCUACCCCAGCCACUCUAAUAAGCAAAGCCAUGUACUAUCCAAGUAGUUGUUGUUGUCUGUCAGUUUCACUCAGAAUUGUUCAAUGAGAAGGCAUGUUUUCAAUGCAAGGUAUUCUUGGCAGCACUAGAACUUUUUCAUUUCUUUACCACCAAAAACUGAUCCAGUUGAAUACUUCUUAUUUUUCCAGUUCUUGUGUUGAUUUUCCGGGGUGAAUGGCAAUAAUGUCCACCAGUAGGUUGACAGACUAAACAUUCCCAGUGGGAAUGACUGGGAGAAGCCCCUCCUUUUAUGGAAAGAGUUUGCAUUCUCUGGAAGCUUCAGCUAAUAGAAAGAGAAGUUGUUUUUGGUUAUUCCCCCCCCCCCCCCGCAGCCUCCCACACCAUUCCAGAGGACCCUCAAACUGCCUGGAGCAUGUUUUUAGGUGACAGAGUGGUCUGCAGAAAGAAGGGAAGCUGAAACAGCCAUCUGUUCCAUCCAAGCAGUGUUCCAUCCAAAUCUAUGUUAAUAUGGCUAAAAUGGGAAGAGUUCUUUCUUUUAGAAUCUGUAUCCAAGAUCACCCUUUAGUACCGUAUUUUUCGCCCUAUAGGGCGCACCGGCCCAUAGGGCACACCUAGUUUUUUUGGGGGGGAAAUAAAGGGGGGGGGAUUUUUUUUGCCCCCCAGGUGCGGGGCUGGAACGGGGGAAGCCCGAGCUUCCCCCGACCCCAGCCCCCAGAACAGGCUGCUAUCCGCAAGCCUAGGGAGCCCGGUGGGAACUCCCGCCGGGCUCCCCAGGCUUGCGGAUAUCUGCCCGAAGCCCGGGGCGCGAGAGGGAUCGGUGCGCACCGACCCCUCUCGCUCUCCAGGCUUCAGCGAAAGCCUGCUGUCGCCCCAUAGGAAACACACACAUUUCCCCUUCAUUUUUGGAGGGGAAAAAGUGUGUCCUAUAGGGCAAAAAAUACGGUAAUUUAGUUCAGGCAAUUAUUUUGUAUCCAGCAAUUACUUUAACUAGCUGUGAUACUUGCUUGCUUGCUUGCGUCUAAGGUCUUCACAUACAAAGAUUGAGAAUGUUUGGCUCCCUGUCGCAGAGAAUUGGUUGGAUGCCCCCCAAAAAAGAAAAAGAAAACCACAAGCAAGGGUUGGAAAAGUGGCCAUUGGCACUGUUCUGCAAACAUGUACACAAAGGCUUAUCUGGUGUUAUAAUAGGAAGGUCCUAUAACUGUUCUCAUGCUUUUGGUUGGGCAGGAAGUUGCCCAGCCUGUACAACUUGCUGUACAAGUGGAUUAAUAUAUUGGGAUGUAGUUUCAUUUUUGUUGUGCAAUAUUCUAGAACAAGUAAAGCAAAUAGUUCCAUCAGCAAAAAUUCCUGCGCACCUUUGGAUACAACUCAUGCAUGCACCUAUGGUGCUGUAUACUAUUGGAGAAGUCAUUAUGCCUCACUGAAAACCCUUGUUAGGGGAUAACUCAGGAUUGGACUUUUAGCAUUGUUGGCAAUAUUCAGUUGAUCCAGCAGAAAGAGGCUGCCUUGGGGCCAGUUCAGAUGAUGACUGCUUUUUGUGAAUGGCCUUGACACAGUUAAAUUGAUUGAUCCCUGUUGACUUCGAUGCAAUUUCAGCAGCACGCCUGCGUAUAAAACUGUAGUUUGAGAGGCUUUUGGCUUAGUGAGCAGGUGAAUGUUUCUGCUUAUGUCCAGAUCCUACCAGCUGUGUUCUGCUUUAAGAAAGCAGAACAGAAACAAAGCUUGCAAAGUGUAUUGACCCUGGAUGUGUGGAUCCUUGACUGCUUUGAUCAAAGAAGCUUGAAGUUAAUUCCAAUUCAUUCUUUUGUUUCUGGAUUUUGUUUGUUUGUUUUCCCCUUCGGCUAGUUGGAUUAGUUGCCAUUAGUGCUUAAGUUUAAGUGAAUGUGAUUAAAUCACUUCAGCAGAGUGGUCAUCAAUGAGACAGAAUGAUAGGGAAUUUUAGAAAUCAGUAUGAAGUCAGUAUGCCUAAUUUGUUCCUGCACCUGCUAGUGAUGGGGAGAGAGAGUGGUUUUUUCCAUGGGAUUGAAGCUUUAUACUUAAAAGCUGAGUUCAAUAGAAUUCUGCAUGCAGUGGCGUUUCUGCAUAUGUGCAGAACUGCAGUCUGCAGCCUUGAGUUUAGUUCAAAGUGUGUGUGUGUGUGUGUGUGUGCGCGCUGCAUACACUUCAGAAGAAACUACAGUCAUACAUGUUACUUUUGCUUCAUGUUAAGUUUUUUCAGGUUGCGUCCCGCGGUGACCCAGAAGUACCGGAAAGGGUUACUUCCGGGUUUCGCCGCUUGUGCAUGCGCAGAAGUGCUAAAUCAUGCUUUGCGCAUGUGCAGAAGCGCCAAAUCGUGCCGCGCACCUGUGCAGAAAUGGUGCUUCAGGUUGCGGGCUUUUCAGGUUGCGAAAGGACCUCCGGAACGGAUCCCGUUCGCAACCAGAGGUACCACUGUAGUGAAUUUUCUUCUUAACAUUGACCUGAUUUAGAUGGCUGGUAUUCCGCUGCCUUGUGGAAUAUCUUUGGGACAAGAAAAGACUACGGAGGAAACCCUACACAAAUUCAAAAUGGAGCUCCUAAGGCAGUUGGUUGGCUCCUUCCAGCAACUCCUAAAACCACACUGGUGCCAAACACAUUGCUCUGCUUUCCUUUGGACCACAUUGGCAAGGCCUUGUCAUCUAGCCAGCCCAAGACCGCCUUACUCACUGCCCAGGCUUGCACCCUGGGGAGGUCACUUUGUUGCUGCUGACGCAGCAGUUUGACUUAACUCCUGGAAAUGCAAUCCAUUGUUUCUCGAGAGUGACAAAAGCCAACAGCACAGUUCCUCUGUAUUCUGAGACAGAGACCAUCAAGCAGUGGUCCACAUGCUCCACUCUGCUGAUCUCUGGAGCACUGAUGGAACACUCAAGAAUCUGUGUGGCUCUGUACUUAUUUUCUCUGGCAGCUGAGAACGAGCCCCUCUGUGACUCCCAUAACAUGGUGCUGGUUUUGACAAAGGCAGUGUUGAAGGAGAAAAGCAGCUCAUUCUGUGCUCUGCUAAUACCCCUCUGCAGUUUUCAAGUGGUCCAUGCGGGGGGCGAAAUGUUUUAGGACCGGUUCUCAUGUUCUCUCACUGCCCCACCCUGAUUUAAGAGCAUAUAACAGCUAAUCUGUUUUAAAAGAUCAUGCUUCUCAGCUGGGAGAGGUAAGCUGAGAGUCCUUGAAUGGCGCAAUGCGGCAGAAAACAUUGGCUCUGCAAAUCCCGUGGUUUUUGACUCCCAUCAUUAAAAGGGACUUAACAGGUCAUAGUUAAACAUUAGUUAGGUGUCCUUUAAGCACCACAUACCAUGAGUAAUUCUAAUUACGCUGAGUGGAGAAAUUGUAAACAAAAUGGAACAUGGGACUUUCUGAGGGAGGAAAAUUGAUUUUUGAGUAUUUUAGAAAUCCAAUACAGCUAGGAGUUUUUUCAAGACAGGUGAGGUUUUUUGUUUUUUGCAUAUAGGGCCUGACCUCUUCUCCAAAAAUUCCCAGUGAAGUUGUUUGUGUCAAGUUUGAGAAUAUGCAGACGACUUGUAAGAUAUGAAACCUGUUGCUACAAACAUAAGUGUGGUUUGAAUCCCUGUGGCUUCCUUUUCUGGAUUUCUUCUAUCAAAUAGGGGAGCACUUGGGAUUUUCUCCCUGUGUUUGCAAAGAGGGAUAAGAGUUUGGGUUUGGAUUUGAUAUCCUGCUUUAGCACUACCCUAAGGAGUCUCAAAGCGGCUAACAAUCUCCUUUUCCCUUCCUCCCCCACAACAAACACUCUGUGAGGUGAGUGGGGCUGAGAGACUUCAGAGAAGUGUGACUAGCCCAAGGUCACCCAGUAGCUGCAUGUGGAGGAGCGGGGAAGCGAACCCAGUUCACCAGAUUAUGAGUCCACCGCUUUUAACCACUACACCACACUGGCUCUCGCAAAGACACCAAAUCUCAGCUUUAGCAUUGCUGCUUCUCCUUCCUUCCUCUUUGCAUUUGACUGUAUCAGGGCAUUCACCCCAAAUCUAAAUUAGGUGGCAACUUGACUUUUGCACUCAAAAUACCACCUUGCAACUAAUUAAGCGCAUGCAUGCAAAUUAUUUUAAGUUGCAUACGCCUUCUUUUCUCUAUACAGGAGUGCAAAAUGUAGAUGGCAAGCUGUUGUGAUAGCUAGAAAAGCUUCAUGGACUGCUGGGUAGUUUUCAGGCACAAUCUUUAUGUCUCUAUAGAACUCUCCUAUAGAAAUGCCCUCUCUCAUAUAAAACAGUGGCAGCUUGAGGGAGUGACCUUGGCGUUUAUGUUACAGCCUUCUCUGUGGUAGUGUCACAUUUUACUUCCUGCUUGGGGAGGCAUGCUGUUGUUGCUUUCAGGAAUUUUUGACACCCCCCCCCCCAGUACAGUUUUAAUAUGUUUGCAUUGUUUCCUUUAAAUAUUUUGUGAGCUACAUUGAGCGUUCGGUUGCAGUUCAGUGACACCGUAAAAAAUGUUAUUUAGGUUUUGGCUAGAGGGGGGUGCCUUUUGCUUUCUGUCAAUGCUUUCAGCCUCAUGUAUUCCUGAAGGACCUUUGUGCGAAAGCAGCGAGGGUUUCUGGGCCGACGCUUGUCAUCUUCAUGCCAUAAUGUGGCUUGCUAGCAUGUUCUGUUACCACAGAUGCCCUUUGCUCAUCUCCUAUGCUUCUAAGGUGGCACCUUAAAAGGGCCAGGCUAUAUUUAUUUAGCCCAAGGCUUCCCUUACUCUCAACUAGUUCAAGGUGAAGCUUUACCACUUCUCUUUGUGUGUUUGAAUAGCAGCUGAUACCACAGUCUAUCACAAAUCUCUGUGCUGUGUAACUGGGCUCCCUAGUUCACAUUUCAUCUCAGACUCGGUGUGUGCUUCAUACUGUCUUUUAUAUUAUUAUUAUUAUUACUUCUUCUGCUGUUGUUUUGCAGUUAACCUUGCACCAGCUUUGGAAUAGCACCUGUAGCGUUUUAACAGGCGUUCUGCAAAGCUCUUUCCUGCAAGCGCUUAAUGUCACCAGAAUAACUGCCUGGGAUCUUUUAUUGUCGCCACAUAAUCCCUGCAGAUAAGGACCCACAACAGAGUCACAGGUUAAUAUGCUAGCAGCAAACGCUUGAACUCUGCCCGUAGAUUAAACAGGGUUGUGAAUAGUUAGCUAAGGCAGCAAAAUUUCUAGGACUUUUCAGUUGCCAAUCUCUUUACAGUCCGGUAACACUCUUGAAGGUACAGAUGGGUGCAUAAAGAAGAUGUGGUUGACAGAAGCCAAGUGGCCCUUUCCUUAAAGCUUAGUAGUAGCUUCAGGCGUCUGGUUUAAAUAUCAGGGCCCUAUUGAUGUGUCCCAGAUUUGGAUGGACCUAAGUCUGAAAGAUGGCACUCACACAUGCAGGAGGCAGGAGUCUCUGCAGGUAUUUUGUACCGGGCAUUUUGUACCGGAAAGCAUUCUAUUAGAUUGUGACUGUUUGUUCAUGGCGAUGGGAGGGAUGCAGUCCAACGCUUGGUAUUUUAUUCCUGCUUGGACUACUGGACUACUUGCAGCUAUACUGGUGACUGGUAGUGGCCACUGAGACCAUAUAACACAGGUCCUGAAAGACCUACAUUGGCUCCCAGUACUUUUCUGAGCACAAUUCAAAGUGUUGGUGCUGACCUGUAAAGCCCUAAACGGCCUUGGCCCAGUGCACCUCCAUGCCCAUUGCUCAGCCCAGACACUGAGGGCCAGCUCCAAGACCCUUCUGGCGGUUCCCUCACUACGAGAAGUGAGGUGGCAGGGAACCAGGCAGAGGGCCUUCUCGGUAGUGACGCCCACCCUGUGGAAUGCCCUCCCAUCAGAUGUCAAGGAAAUAAACAACUAUUUGACUUUUAGAAGACAUCUGAAGGCAGCCCUGUUUAGGGAAGCUUUUAAUGUUUGAUGUUUUAUCAUGUUUUUAAUAUUCUGUUGGGAGCCGCCCAGAGUGGCUGGGGAAACCCAGCCAAAUGGGCUGGGUAAUAAAUUAUUGUUGUUGUUGUUGCUGUUGUUGUUACUAUCCUGAGUGUAGCUCAAUGUUAAUGCGGUUUCAACAAUGGAAUGAGGGCAGACCUAAUGGGAGCACAUUAAUGGGAGUGCUGGGUUGUUUUUCAAAGUUCAGGGGGCAGUACCCAAAUCUAUUAGACUCUCUAAACUUAGGGUCAUGUUUUCAAGCCCCACAUUGGGCAAAAUAUUCCUGCAUUGCAGGAGGUUAGACUGGAUGACCCUCGUGGUCCCUUCCAACUCUUUGAUUCUUGUCCUAGUCAGAAUAGACUCGUUGAAGUUCAUUGUGCACCCUAGCUUCAUUAAUUUCGGUUGCUCCGCUCUGAGUAGGACUUAGUCAGUGUUAGAAACUCAGAUAUAUAAGCUAAUUGCCAAAUGGCCCCCUUAAACCAGGGUUAUGUUCGCCAUAAAGGAAAGUCUAGGCGCCAUCCCCACCGCCCAGUGAAAGUGGUUGUUAUUAUUAUAAAGGGGGGGAAAUCUCAAAGUGGUUUACAACACCUUGAAACAAUCUAGAAUAAAACAAAUCCAUGCUUCAAGGCAAAUAUUUCAGAUCCUUCUCUUAAGUGACAUUUUGCUUUCCCCAUAUUUAUUCACCUAAAUUCGUAUAGCUGCCCCAUAAGCAGAAGUACUCUAGGAAGCCAGGGUAGUGUAGACUGCUGGACUCGGACCUGAGUUCAAAUCCUCUCUAAACCAUGAAGCUCACUGGGUGACCUUGGGCCAGGCACAGCCUCUUAACCUACCUCACAGGGUCGUUGUAGGGAUUAACCAAGCCGGGGUGUGUGUGUGUGUGUGAGAGAGAGAGAGAACCAUGUAUUUCUUGGAGAAAAGGAAGGGAUAGAAAUGCAAUCAAUAAUCUCUUCUGCUUGCCUGCUUCAGAAAGCUGGAGGGGCCAGCCAGAUAGAUAUGGCAGUUGCCAGCCUGGCAUCUGCAUCUAGAGAGCAACAUGUGGUCACAAUUAGACCCACGCCAGUCGCAAAACUCGCCUGGUGCCUGGGGGAUUUCUAACACUAGACUUAGCUGCAUACAAUCUUCAGGAUCUGAGCAAAGUUUACCAGAAGAGCAAUCCAGUAUGGAAAGAUAUUAAGCCAUUCAGUGUUGUCAACACUUUUUUUCCCUUCACCUAAAAAUAAACUCUGUGUUGUUGUUUUUGUUUCAGAACUAUCUUUACUAAUGCACAUUUGAAUCAGUUGGUUAAUUGUGUCAAUUUUAGUCAAGCAGUUAAAUCAACUGAUUUCUUUAAUCGCGCAGUCGAAAUAACUUUUUGAAGUUGCUGUGCAAGAUAAAACCACCAACUUCAUAUUGUCUCUCUCCCUCCCUCCCUCUCUCUCUCUCUCUCUCUCUCUCUCACACACACACACACACACACACACAUAUAUAUGCAUAUAACACACAUAUAAUGAUUGCUUGCUUGCCUAAGAGAGCUCUCCUGCAUGAACAGUAGAUUGUGGAUUAAAAUCUUUGGAUCUGGGCCCAUGUGACUUUCAAAAACUGCAUAUAUUUAAGAAUAGAGUGAUGUGUGUGGGUGUAAACAUUUCCAUUAAAAUCCUUGUCACUAAUUCUUUUUCCAUCUCUCUCUCUCUUGUAGUUGAAGCUUUAUAUCAAACAACAUAUCCAGAAUAUCUCCAGUACAUUUACCUGGUUGCACCAAUAUCUCUUAUGAUGCUAAAUCCCUUAGGAUUUAUCUUCUGUGAAAUCCAGAAAUCGCGAGACAAUCAAAAUCUCUCUCACAGCAAAAUCAAGAUUGUGGGACUUGGGCUUCUUCGAGUGCUGCAGAACCCAAUUGUGUUCAUGGUCUUCAUAGGAAUUGGCUCAAACUUCAUUCUAAAGCAAAAAAUUCCUGAAUAUUUGGAAAACUUCUUUGAUGGACUUGGCAGCUCGUUUUCUGGCUCGGCACUCUUUUAUCUGGGCCUCACAAUGGUGGGCCAAAUAAAGAAGCUGACAAAGGGUACAUUUGUUGCACUGAUUCUUCUCAUCACAGCUAAACUGUAAGUCUGAUUCCCUCUCAAUCAUUUGUGUUUCUAUUACUUUCAGUAUUGUGUUCAUAGCUACUCUCAUAGGAUAGAAGCGGUAUGAAAUUGGUGCAGGAAUGGUCUCCAACAUUUAUUUUUCCUGUUAACUGUUAGUAUUUUGGGACUACAUAUUAGGCUGUUUGGGGGAACAAUUCUUAUACCCAUUGGGUUGUAUCUAUACUUUGCCUUCUGCUAAUGAAAAGAUUCCUUCAAUCUACAGAGAGCUUUUGAUCCAGUAGAGAGGGAUCCUGUGGACGGAAGGGUGGGGAGAGUGACUUCUUGGCCAACCUUCUUCCAGCACUUCCUCCAACAUGGUUGUGUAAGGUCCCCCAACCUUCUGGAGCAGUGGAGGUGCUAAAGGAGGAAGUGGCAAAAUGACUGAAUUCAUCAAGCAUCCGUAAACUGUAAUUAAGGAGAUCACUCUGUAGGUGACUCAACAUCUACAUCUUAAGCUGCAGCUGAUGAAUCGUCUGAUUAAUAUUUUCACAAGCAUGACUACUUAAAACACACAGGCAAAAUUUAAAGCAGAAUUCCUAUAUGUCCUUCCAGCAUGACACUUAAGUCUCAGUGGGUUUAGAAACUUUGCAUUGAAUUGUGGCGAGUAAUGUGUUCAAAAGAUUGUCUUUGUCUUUUCCUGCUGUUUCAUUCCAGUAUUCCUUACGGCUGCAUUUUGAGGCUAGAAAAUAUUAAGAUUGGCGCUGGGUAAUUUGUGUUUCCUUUUCCCCUUCUUUUUUGUAGGCUGUUGAUGCCGCUUCUAUGCAGGGAAAUGGUGGAACUGUUCGACAAGAGCGACAGCGUGGUCAACCACACCAGUUUAUCAAACUACGCAUUUCUGUAUGGUGUCUUUCCAUCAGCUCCUGGUGUAGCUAUAUUUGCAACUCAGUUCAACAUGGAGGUUGAAAUUGUAUGUCUCCUGAACAUUUAGUGAACAAAUGUAAACUUAGGGCAGACCUAAAAAUUGAUUUUGUUGGGAAUCUCAGGUGAGAUAUCCACACAGUAGUGGUUGCUCCCAGUACCAGUCAUCACACAGAAGCUGAGAAAGGUUUAGAUAGGUUACUGUUGCAGAAGAUAAGGCUCAGUAAAACAGUUCUGGAUGUAGGUGUAGAUAUAGAUAUAGAUAUAGAUAUAGAUAUAGAUAUAGAUAUAGAUACAGACUCUAGGCUUUUGCAGAUACAGAUAUUUACAGAUACACGCAAGUACAAAGUAUAUCAGUUGCUCUAUGUAAGUUCAGAAAUUCAAGACGUAACAUUGGACAAGUGACAACCAGCUAACUGACUUACAGAGACACAGUGCUGAGCAGACAUGCAUUAAUCACAGAUAGAGUCAGGGCACUGGGCUGUUACCAUGGCAACUGGGUUGGCUAUCACCGCACCCGCAAUUAGCUCAUUCAUGGGGUGGUUUAUGCUCACAAAGAAAAUUAACACCUCGUGUCCAGUUACUCCCAACAGUUUUUUCUUAUGCAAGCAUUCCUGGCUUCUUAACCCUGCUCAGAGAUUAAGGGUCACAAUUAAUAAUAAUGCAAUAUACACUUGUGCCUAUUGAUUUCAGUGUGCCUAAGAACAUUUAGUUAUGUGUCAGAUUUUGGCUCACAUACACAGUAAUCUGUUUUGUUUAUAGUAAUGAAACAUUACUGGUUAUUUCUACUUCUUCUGGCUUUUUGCAGACAUUCAAGGGUCACUUAACUGGUUAAGUUUUAUUAUUAUUUAUUUAACAAACUUUAAAUACCACUUGAUUGUAGUAAAACGUCUACAUGAAAUAUUGAAAUUAUCAAUAUAAACAGCCUGAAACACCUUAAAAAUAAGUUCAAGGUAUUACUAUUGGCAUAUAAAGCCCUUAGCAACUUUGGACCAGUUUAUCUGUGAGAUUUCCUUUCCCCACAUGUGCCUACUCGACCGCUUCGAUCAGUGGAAUUUGCACUAAUACAGGGGCCUCGUAAUACCCAUUCCACAUUUGUAAGAACUCCACCUUUCAUUGUGGCAGCACCUGCCCUUUGGAACUCACUCCCCAUUGAUAUCAAACCAGGCGCCUUCAUUGGACUAUUUUCGGCACCUGCUAAAAACAUCCUUGUUUAGAAAAUCUUGCACAGAUGCUUAACAAGUUGAGAUAAUUUUAAUCUGUUUUAGUAUUUUAACUUUUGUACGUUUUAAAGCAUGGUUGUGAAUUUUUCUCGAUUUUACUGUUUUACCUUUUUGCAAAGGUAAAGGUGUUAGGUUUUUUUUAUAAUAAGGGGUAUUGGUGGUUGUUUUUAGAAUCAAGAGUAAUCAGUAUAUAAAUUUUAUGAAACAAAUAAUAAAAUAUUACUCCAUUGGUCUUCAACCUUUUCAUACAUGCAUCUUUAACCCAUUGGUGGAUUAUGCAUUACGGAUUGCAUUGGAUUUGGUUGAAGCAAGAGGGUUAUGCUAUAGAUUGUCUAAAUUUCUCCAUUCUUGAUGUUUUGUACAGUGGAACCUCUGUUUUUGAACGUGAUCUGUUCUGGAAGACUGUUCAACUUCCGAAACAUUUGAAAACCGAGGAUCAGUGGGCUGGCUGCAAAGUCAAUGGGGGGAAAAAUGAAAAACGCGCCUCAGAAGCCAUUUGACUUCUGAGGCACGUUCAAAAAUGAAAGCAAUUACUUCUGGGUGUUCAGCUUCUGAGACGCUGGAAAACCGAGGUUCCACUGUCUAUUGUUUGUUUUAUGGUUCUUGUACUAAGCUGUGUAUUUUAAUAUUGCAUAUUUCCCUUGGAAACCUUUAGAUUGAAGGGUGGAAUAUAAAUUUGAUAUUAAGAUUUUGAUUAUUAAUUAUUAAAAUGGUGCUGCGGGCUUUUACUUGCUGAAUACUUUCCAUUUAUAAAUCGCAUCAGAUGAUGUUGAUCCACAAAGCUCACACAUCAUUAAAGUUGUGUUUUCACCCAUUUAUAUUCCUCUCCUGAUCUGCAGUUGAAGUCAUAUGUUCUUGUUGUCACCUUAAUUUCUGAUUGCAGAUAACGUCUGGUAUGGUGAUCAGCACUUUUGUCUCUGCCCCCAUCAUGUAUGUUUCUGCCUGGCUGUUGACUAUUCCAUCUAUGGAUCCCACUAGACUGGCAUCUGCGAUCCAAAACGUUAGCUUUGAUAUUAGUAUUGUCAGUCUUGUCUCUUUGGUGAGUUUUAAAUUUUCGAAACUGCAUUGGGGGGGGUGAGGAAUGAAGCAUGUAAACAUGCAUGUUCAAACAUGUAAGCCUGACAGUGUAAACCUGAGCAUGCUUACUUGGAAGUAAUUGCCAUUGAACACAGCGUGUUUAAUUCCAAGUAAACAUGCACAGUGUUGGGUUUUCAGUUUCUACCAUAGCCAGUUGCUGGAAGACUUGCAGGUUAAUAGAAGCUGACAAUCUGGGCUAUGUGAAAUUCUAACCCUUCUUGUUAAAAGGUUACCUGUAACGUUAACAAGCUUUUGAUAAUGGCAAACAGUCUUGGAAUUGUAUAAGACCGUACAGGGCAAAAGCGGUUGUCCUGAAAGCUUCAGAAUACAGUGGUACCUCGGGUUACAUAGGCUUCAGGUUACAGACGCUUCAGGUUACAGACUCCGCUAACCCAGAAAUAGUACCUCAGAUUAAGAACUUUGCUUCAGGAUGAGAACAGAAAUCGCGCGGCGGCAGCAAGAGGCCCCAUUAGCUAAAGUGGUGCUUCAGGUUAAGAACAGUUUCAGGUUAAGAACAGACCUCCAGAACGAAUUAAGUUCUUAACCCGAGGUACCACUGUACCAGACAUAUUAAUAGAUUUCCCUCCCCCCCCCCCACGCUGUCAGAUGGUGUUUUUUUUACAGGUAGCCCUAUUUACACGUAUAUCUAUGGAUGUUCCUGUUUUAUGAAUAAGACACCAAGCACUUCUUGUGCUCUGCUGUUCCAGACUGAGGACUGUUUGACAAAUUACAUUUUCAUAUAUAUGUCUGUAUUUGGGGGCUGGGGUGGGGAAUGGCCUCUGUCCAACUAACUUGUGCCAGCAGAAGCCAGUGCCAAGGAUUCCUGCUAGACUUCCUUCUGUGCCCUCCCCAAGUCUUGCUCAGAAGGGUCAGGAGAACUCUACAGAACAUCCUACAGUGGGGGGAGAGAGAGUUGCCAGUGCAAGAAUUUCUCCUUGCUCAGGAGAGGAAUCUCCUUGGUGCUAUGUUGAAUGCAGCCCAUGUGUUUAUACCCUGUGGGUGAAAACUGUACAUGCAUAUUUUCAUGUGGGGGAAGUAGGUCUUCUUCUUUGGCGAUCACUCGUAGCCGAGUAAGAUUGUCUUCCAUGAACGCGGUUUCAGCAAUGAGUCCGUAAGUGACUGUGGAGGCCAAUCCCAGAUCCACACGUCCUUCCACAGUGGGGACAUUGGUUUCGGUGCAGUGUGGAUUUGCCAAGUGUGCCUUCCUCUUAGCGCAUUUCUCCCUUUUGUCCUGAGUUCGAGUGUCUUCAAAGCCCAUGACACCUUUGGUAAAGGCUGCAAAAUAGAGGGAGCUGCAUUGAAACUGCAUAGCACCUAGCGCUAUCUACAGAGUCCUUGUUUUCAGGGUAUUUGAUGUUUCAGACUGAAGUCUUCUGUGCUUGAAACCAAAAUGAAAAACUUGGAUCUCUUGAUCGGGCUAGCUGUAGCUGCAUUCAAAGUUUUUUGUGCAGUGGACAAGACAGGGUUGCUAAGCAUGUUGGAGUCGGUGGUGGUUUCUGCCUGUUAAGCAAACGGAGCAUUUUUAAGGGGCUUGAUAAUUAACUCGCUUGUAAAAAUCGGAAUGCUGACUCUCACAAGAGACAGGUUUUGACCAAACACAUGCAUGCAUUUGAUGUGCUCCCUUCUUUGUAAAGAAACUAGAAUUUGACUCUCUUACCUGUAUUUCAGAUCUGGUCCCUUGGUGUUAUUCUUCUAAGUAAAAAAUACAAGCAGCUUCCUCACAUGCUUACAACUAACUUACUCAUUGCUCAGGUCAGUAUAACGUAGACUAUAAACAUAUGGAACAUUUCUUGUAAAAGGGAUGGUUUUGAAAGUAAUAAUAAGCAGGAACUGUUUUGUUUUCUGCUGAAGCUCUGAAGGCGUGUGCCACAGACAGCAAUCUUAGUGAAACCAAGUAGGCCUGGCUAAUGUAUUCAUAGGAGAUAACCUGGAAAUCCCAUGCAUGUUGCUUUGUGUUCAUGAUGGAAGAGUAUAAACAAUGAUAGAUAAAUCAAUACAUUCAGUUGCUUCUGCAAAGGGAAUUCUCCACUGCAGCUUUCUGCGUACCCCAACAAAAGUUUUCCCUGGGAGUUGGGUAGAAUAUGAGACUCUGGGGAAAGAAACUUGGGGAAAUCUUUCAGAGGCACCUGCAAUGAAAAGGAGGGGUUGGGAAAUUCCCCUUGCCCCAAGCAUUGCAUUACCUUGGUUUAAUAACAGCUUAGUUUAUGAACAACUUGGGAUUAAGAACGCUGUAAACCCGGAAGUAGGUGUUCUAGUUUGUGAACUUUGCUUUGGAAGCAGAACAUGUUUCACUUCCUGUUGAGUGUGUUCCAUUUGUAAAUUGAGUCCCCUGCAGCUAUGGGAAAGCACACCUUGGUUGAAGAACGCUUUGGUUUAAGAACGGACUUCCGGAACGGAUUAAUUUCAUAAACCAAGGUGCCACUGUAUAUGCAAACUUGGUUCUUUCAUAAUAUUGCAAGCUGAAUGUGCAGAUUUCUGUGCUCGUCUGCUAGAAACAGUGCAUGUAGCCAACCCUGUCCUGCCAUCCAUUGCAAGUAGUGUCAGCUGAUGGGCAGAUGAAUGUCAUUUGGGGGAAAUGGCCCUGCAGGGCAAGAUUGGCCCGCUGGGAUACUCAACAGUGGGAUACCCCACCCUGUCUUAGAGGCAUUACCCCUUCUGACAACAGGGGGCAAGCAUGCCUCUUCCAAGAUUAUGUCUUCUCUGGCACAAGCAUUGUAUAAUCUAAAAUAAAAUAAAGCUCUUUUCUGAUACUACCUCUAUUCUAGUCCAUGGAAGGGAAACAGAAACUGCUCCACCUCUUCCCCUUCCCACCCCAAAGUAACAGGGCAAAGGGAAAGCUACAAUUAACCUGUUAAUCAGUCAGUUCAUUAAUUACGUGAAUUUUAAUUUCUGAGAUGUCUUCCAUUGCAUGGCAAACCCAUAAAGUGAAUUAAAAAUAAACCUGAUUUUUACCUUUCAGUUUGUAGCCUGUGUUGGAAUGGUAAUGUGGAAUUUCACUAUUAAAGAGAGGAGCAUCACUCUGCAAAUCCUUGUGUUCAUCUUCCUGUACAGUGCGCUUUACAGUGCUUUUUUGUGGACAGGUAAGCUAAAAAGCAGUUAUACGGGGUAUCCAUAACACAACUCCACGUGCAUUACGGUGAUCUUGCAAGUUACCGUAUUUUUUGCGCUAUAGGACGCACCAGACCAUAAGACGCACCUAGUUUUUGGGAGGAGGAAAACAAGAAAAAAAAUAUUCUGAAUCUCAGAAGCCAGAACAGCAAGAGGGAUCGCUGCGCAGCGAAAGCAGCGAUCCCUCUUGCUGUUCUGGCUUCUGGGAUAGCUGCGCAGCCAGCAUUCGCUCCAUAAGACGCACACACAUUUCCCCUUACUUUUUAGGAGGGAAAAAGUGAGUCUUAUAGAGCAAAAAUUACGGUAUUUCCCCUCUUAAUUAAUAGCGCCUUUGUGAUAGAGGUCUGUACGUUUUCUUCCUUCCAAGCCGAGUCAGUCUUUUUUUCCUGGUGUGUCCAGCCUCACCCCUGUCACCGGGGUGCCCAGAAUGCUUUCCAUUCAUAUAGCUCUUUCAGUGUGCAAAUUACAUCACGCACAUUAGAAUCAUCAUAAUAUUCGCAACAUCCCUGUAAGGAUGGGCCAGUAUUAACUUUUAUGUUGCAGAUUGGACGUUGAGUAGGAAAGUGGCUUGCCUCAAACCACCUAGUUGAGUCCGUGGCUGAGCUGGGAAUUGAUCUGGAUUGCAUCUCGUUUCUGUUAGUCGCUAUGCUAACAACAGCUUCCUUCCUAGUUUGGAUUAUCUGCAUAUGCCAGCCAGCUGGAUUGUUGCAUAUUUUAGAAGCCUGUGCUAGAUCAGUAAAAGAGCUUUGCAUCCUGGGACUUAGUCCCCUGCAUCUCUAGAUAGGAGAAGACUCCUGUCUGAAGAGAGUUGCUGCUAGUUUGGCCUGCCUUUCAUCGAACCUUAGAAUUGUAGAGUUGGAAGGGACCGCGAGGGUCAUCUAGUCCAACCCCCUGCAAUGCGGGAUUUUUUUGCCCAUUGUGGGGCUCGAACCCCUGGCCCUGAGGUUAAGAGUCUCAUGCUCUACCAACAGAGCUGUCAAGGUGGUCUACUUUGUGUUCGGCAUCUUCCUUUGUUCCUGUUUCCUACAGUGUAUCCUUAUUUCUUAAUACCUUUUGUGGUUAUAAGGGGAUGAGGCAUUCCACUUUCCUGGGGGGCGGGGGGGAACGCUGCUUCCUUAAAAAGAAAUAAACCAAGUUUCAAACUUUGUCGUUAUCAGGUUUCUUAUCUUUCUCUCUGCUGCUUUUGAAAAGAAGAGAAGCCAUAAAGAUCCCUGUCGGAUUUAUCAUUAUAGCUGGCUGGGGGUAUGUUGGCAGAGGCUCUUUACUGAGAAAAUAUGUAGGAAGCCAGAAGCUAAUGACCUGUGUGGUUCAUCUUGGGUUUUUUUGUUUAUUGCAGCAUCCCAGCUGUUCUUGUGGGAAUCCUGUUAAUCGCUGGUGAACGCUCGGAUAACAUCAUUGAUUCUGCAUUCUUUUAUGGAAAAGAUCAGGUAUAAAGGUUCUUCCGCUCCUGUCUUUUAAUAGUUGACCUUCCAUAGUCAGUGUUCGUGAAUUUUGCCUUCCAGGGGAGGGAUGUCCUUUCAGCCCAAGCGCCUUACAGCCCAACCUUACAGAGGGCCAUAAGGCAAAAGUUGGUGUCGUAACUGAUGUAGUUCUUAUCUUUGUGUACAGUAAGCUAUGUUCCAGCCAGAUGGCACACCCCUCUACCCAGGCAAACAAAUAGCGUUUCAAGCAGUAUUGAAAUGAGGGCAGUGAUGUAUGGCCUGAGGAGAAUCACAGUGACUGCUUGGAAGACCUGGAUUAGGCUUCCUCAACCUCAGCCCUCCAGAGGUUUUUGGCCUACAACUCCCAUGAUCCCUAGCUAGCAGGACCAGUGGUCAGGGUUGAUGGGAACUGUAGUCUCAAAACAUCUGGAGGGCCGAGGCUGAGGAAGCCUGACCUGGGGGGCCUUGUUCAGCUCCUCAUCCUUAGGCUUUCCCACCCCUACUAUGCACUUUCCGUCUUUAUACAGUGGUACCUCGGGUUACAGAUGCUUCAGGUUACAUACGCUUCAGGUUACAGACUCCGCUAACCCAGAAAUAUUACCUCGGGUUAAGAACUGUGCUUCAGGAUGAGAACAGAAAUCGUGCAGCGGUGGCGCAGCGGCAGCAGGAGGCCCCAUUAGCUAAAGUGGUGCUUCAGGUUAAGAACAGUUUCAGGUUAAGAAUGGCCCUCCAGAAUGAAUUAAGUUCUUAACCUGAGGUACCACUGUAAUGAAACACAACUUCCAAGAAACAAGGUGUAGAAUUGGCUGCAUCCCUUAAAAGCAAUACUUGAGAAGUGCAUUAGCAGCCGAGAUUUCUAUAUGCUUGACAGAAUUAUAUGCAUGGUGCUGGGUAGAGAAAGGGGAUGUUGACAAAGUACUGAGGAUUAGAUUAUUUUGCUUGAGAAGUUGCGAAGCUGACAUUAAACUUGACAUCUGGUGUACAGUAUGAACCAGAGGAGGCACAGGUUUCAGCAGGAAGUUCUAAAUAAAGCUGAGGUAGGUGUGUGGCAAAUGGAACGUUACUAUUGUAUUUUUGGUUCCUUUCUCCCCCUCAAAAAGCGACUUGUACUGUAAUACAAACAUCUGUUCCCAGCCUUUUGACUUUAAAAACCUCAAAUAAGCAAAUAGUAUUUGUUUUAUUCAGUAUUCUAGAGACACAGUGAUGCUGAAUUUCUGAUUCUUUUCAGCAUGGUCACAUAGGUUCUUUCAAAUGACAAGGAACCUACUGAACUCCUGCCUCUCUCCCUCCCCCAUUUUUGCAGAUGAUUAUCACAGCAGUAAUCGUAUCCAUCAGCAUAUUGAUAUCGGGUGUAUCACUCAUGUGUAUGAACAGAUCUGGAAUGGAAGCCAGCUAUGAGGUGUUGACCCAAGAUUCCCAACACAGUCAAACAGAGGAAACAGAAAGGGAAUUUAACGAGCGCAGUAGAUCUCCAGACAGUUCUUCUCGUUCGUUGGUGGACCCUUCAAUGGAAAGAGGUAUGAGAAAUCCUUAAUAGAAGAAGCCUGGUUACUUUUGACGGCAAUAGGGCAUACUAAGGCCUCUGUCAGGAGAUUGUUUUCCAUUUUGUUUUGACCCAGGCAUGCAUGUUCCACACCUAAACUUGUAGACAUUGCCACUUGCGAUCCCCCGCUCACCUUGGCAGUGAUAUCUGAAUGCCCGCCUCAAAUAAUGUACUGCAUUCGAAUUGCAAACCCAUUGCAGGCCCAUUUAAAAGAGCAUAAUCUUGUCUUGCUGUCACAAUACCCUCUAGAAAAAUAGACACCUUUCUAAUCUGCCAUUUUUCCUCUAGGGUGCUGUGAGUGCCAAAAGCCGAAUAGAAGGUUAUGCUGUUCUGAAGGAGAGCCAGGAUCCAGUCUUAGCAGCGACCGCGAUAACUGCAUGACAUCAAUUGAGACAGGUGAAGCACAACUGUAGUAUCCUGUGUCUUUCAAGCCCGUUUACAAAUUUUAAAACGGAAGCAUGUGAAAUUGCACAUGUGUUCAUUAAGAGGCCUGCAUGUGCACGGCCGAGAGUACACCACCCACAUUUCAAGUUACGAACCUUUUCACAUAUAAGCCCUGUGAAGGGGGUCUGUACGCAGGAAGGGCAGAGAGGGUCAGUGGCUGUUGCCCUUUUCUAUGUGUGGACUUCCAGCUGCACAGUUAAUACAUAAAGGGAGCUCUUAUGGUUGAGUUUGGUCGGUGUGUGUUUUUUUCCUUCAGAGCAUCAUGUGUGUACUUCGUAUUCAUGUACUGCCACACGGGUCUCGGAAAAUUAUUUGAUGGUGACUCUGGCCAAACUGAUAACAAGCUUAAUUUCCAGUGAGUGAAAAAAUGAAUAAGGCCAAAAGUAACUUUUGACAGUAGGGGUGUAGGAAGUCAUUCACUGCCUCCUGUUAUAAUUUGGGUGAGGGUUAGAAUGGGGGGGACGGGACCGUAGCUUGCUUUUGAGACAGCUGGAAAAGCAAGGCAUUAUCCCGCUAGCCCCUUUGCACUUUCUGCAUGUAGGGACACAGGUGGCGCUGUGGUCUAAACCACUGAGCCUAGGGCUUGCCGAUCAGAAGGUCGGCGGUUCGAAUCCCCGUGACAGGGUGAGCUCCCAUUGCUUUGUCCCAGCUCCUGCCAACCUAGCAGUUUGAAAGCAUGCCAGUUCAAGUAGAUAAAUAGGUACUGCUGUGGCAGGAAGGUAAACGGCAUUUCUGUUUCCAUCACGGUGUCCCGUUGCACCAGAAGCAGUUUAGUCAUGCUGGCCACAUGACCCGGAAAGCUGUCUGUGGACAAAUACCAGCUUCCUUGGCCUGAAAGCGUGAUCAGCACUGCAAACCCAUAGUUGCCUUUGACUGGAUUUAACCGUCCAGGGGUCCUUUCCCUUUUUACCUUUUUUUUUUACCGCUGCACCAUCUCCCGCAAUCUUCAGAGAAUAUUCUAAGAGGCUUUAUAUGGGAUGGAUAGAAAACCAUAAUGUUUGGGGACAACAACUCCCUACGUUCUUUGUGGGUCUAUAGAGGAUCACACAACGAUGGAAGCAGUAGCAGGAAGAAAAUAAUUUCACCUGUUCGUCAAGAAGGGCAGCAUAUUCUUUGGCACAGCGAACGACUUGACUAGAGAGACUAGAGUGUGUGUCACUGGUUAACAAGGAAGAGGAAAGGAGCCUAGGCCUCUUGAACUAAUCUAAGUUAGCAGGAACUAUCACUGCUAAAAUUGGCAGCAGAAAGGGAUCCAGUGUUCAGCUGCAGCAAGCUCCCUGUAUGGGAAUUUGUUGACCUCUUACUGCCAUCUGGUGGCAGGAACGAUUUUUGCGGUCAAUAACUUUUGAUACUUUCUAUAAAUACGCCAAAUUCAACUUUAGAAGUGGAAUUCAUUGUAGUGCUUAGCUGUUGAUGUAUAUGAGAAACGAGGUCCACUCGCCAGUGCCAGUGCUAUUUUUCUAAAAAAAAGAGGUGUUGGAACUCGCCAGAAACGCCUUCCUUGUUCUCUUAUAAUAGCAGUGGUGCUGGAACCAAGUUCCUGCUGAAAAAAAGCCUUGUCGCUUGUGCAGUGAAACCUUCCCGCUUCCUAUCCCCGCGUGCCCCGUAAAUCUUUUCUGGGGCAUCACCCAACCCUCCAGAGCAGAUUGUGGGGUAGCCCUACUGCACACAACUUCAUUGAAUCCCGCCCUAAAUUCUGUUACGUUAUGUUUUACCUAUGGAAUUUGACGUGGGGCUGAAGAAAUAAAAUGCCAGCAUGCUGAUAUUCAACUUAGUAAGGCUACACCAUGUAGAAAGCAUUGUGGGUCGGUAUUUUAGUGCCAGUAUUUCCUUUCUCGUUUCUCUCCUCCCCACACCUGGCCAGGAAAUUUAAUGUUGGAUUAAAAGCCUGUUCCGGAGAAUCGCUUUAGUGCUGUGCUGUUUUAAGCUAUUCAAGUGGUAACUGCCCCUGUUGCUUUGUAAGGUCACAGAAAUAGGGUAGCUGUUGGCCUGGGUCAAAACUCAAGUCUUUCACUCCUUGAAGCAAGCAGCCAAUAUAGUCUUUCACAAGCAAAGGGUGUGUGUGUGUGUGUGUGUGUGUGUGUGUGUGUGUGUGUGUGGAAUGCAAUGGAAAAGAAAGGACAUACAGUUUAUUUUUCUGAUUACUAUUCUCUAGUGGGGGGGGGAAUGCUUUUGCUUUAACAAUAUGAUAGGAAUCAAUACAGUAUUUACAUAUCAAUUGGGCAAAACAGUUCAUUGAAAAACUUAACAUAUGUCGCACUUUAAUGUUUUUCAGCGAAUCGGUGCUUAAGUCCAUGCAGUUCUCAGAGCUGUGCCUUGGUCCAGGAAGAGCAGCUUCUGCAAACUGGAGACAAGCAGCUGGCUAGACAUGUGCUGCUGUGCUUGCUUCUCAUUGUGGGCCUCUUUGCUGUAAAUUGCAUUUUUUUUCCCACCUCUUCUGAUAACUGUUUUAGUUCAUUGAUUCACACCAAUGUUUAGGGAAGUCAGUGCAGGGAGGGGAAACUUUCAAUGCCAUUAUAAUUUAUGCAGCAUUUUUUAUUUGCUGCAUUUACAUCCCAUCUUUCCUCUGCAGAGCUCACUGCAUCAUUCUCCUCCACCCCCAAUCUUAUCCUCACAACAUUCAUGUCAAGUAGGUUGCUUGCAUUUGCACCAGAAUUCUAGAGGUCCUCAGCAAUGCACAGUGUUAGAGUUCACAUUAGGUGGACCAGUGGUCUGAUGUGAUAUCGUCAGUUUCCUAUCUACCGUAUUUUUCUCUCUAUAAGAUGCACUUUUCCCCUCCUAAAAGGUAAGGGGAAAUGUGUGUGUGUGUUUUAUGGAGCAAAUGCAGGCGGGAGGCUCUGCUCAGCGCUCCCUUUAAAGAGCCGCGUGGAGGGCUUUUCCCCGAAGAGGGACAAGGGCAGCCCUGCAUGCUCUUUAAAGGGAGUGCGGCUCUUGGGGGAGCCUUAGCCGCGCGCAGCCUCUCCUGGGCAGUAGGAGCCUUCAUCCCCUGCCUGGUAGAGGCUGCGCGCGGCUAUCCCAUAAGCCAGGACAGCAAGCGGGAUUGCUGCGCAGUGAUCCCGCUGGCUGUCCUGGCUUCUGGGAUUCAGAAUAUUUUUUUUUUUCUUGUUUUCCUCUUCCAAAAACUAGGUGCGUCUUAUGGAGCGAAAAAUACGGUACUCCUCCUUGUGUUAAUAUAAGAAUAUUGCAUAAACCCCUUGCAUGGAAUGAUGUCUUGAAGUGACCUGCAUUAAAUAGUGAUAAGCCAUCUGUUGAGGUGUAAUGAAGAGUUAUUGCACAAAGAGUAGCUGGCAUGGCGUCUUGUCACAUGUUCUGGGCUACAUUGUCCCUAAUCAUUGAUUGAUCUUGCUGACUUGGUCCAAUGGGAGUUGAGUCUAGCAACCUCUGAAGGACACCCUGUUGUCUACCUCUGAAAUAGGCUACCACACCUGUAGUCAUUCUUUCCUAUCAUGCUUUCAGGUGUUGGUAUAACAGCAGACAGCAUUGGAGUGAUAAAGAGAUGGGCUGGUUGUUCCAUCAGCUGUGUAUUUAGUGAAAUGAACAUUUCAUUAAAUUCUUGGGGCGUGGUACUCGACCAAACAGUUUUGUAAGUCCAAAUGAGUUGUGUUUGGACAUUGGGGCUUCCCCUGUGUGCCCCACCAUAUCCAAAUCUGCUCCAUAAGGUAGUGGGAACCCCAGAACAGAUUUAAGAGGGUGCACUGUGAUGGGGAGGAAGAACAUUCUCUUGCGCAGAGACAAAUCAUUGUGUUGAUAGACUGUUCCUCCUUAGUGCUACUUUGAAUACAUGCAACCCAUGACUUUACUAUAUUAGUACAGAGACAAAUGGCUAGUAGCUUUCCAUUGGAAAAGCAUUUUGUUAAACAGAUGUACAUUCCACCUCGUUGCAAGCCCUAAAGUGGAUUGCAAUAAAAAUAACAAAAUUCACACACAAAAAACGUGAAGCUUUAAAAAUAUUUGUUCUUCUUGUCUUCCCCCAGAAUUUAUCCAGCUGUUUGUGGUGGUUGUUCAACCAAGAACCUGGAAGACUCUAUGUGGAGCUACAAUUCUUUUGCGCUGUAUUUAAUUUUGGUCAGGUAAUAUUGACUCUGACAUCACACCUCCGAUCUUACAUUCACUUGACUGAGACAACAUCUCACUGAACCCAGUUAGCAUGCAUAAGAAGAUUGGGAUAAAAAGAGUUUGCCAGGAAGGGGGGAAGGGGCCCCUCUUUGUUCCUUUGCUUAUUAUGAACUUAAAGAAAAUUAUGUUGAAAGUACUCGCUCUGUCAAUGUGCUCUGACAAGUUGCACUGGGUUCCUGGCUGCUGUACCAGUCUUUAAAGGGAGGGGGGGAAAUACUCAUUUCCAAUAGACAGAUGUUUCAUUAGCAUCUGUCACCAAGACAGAGGAUGGAUGGAUGUUUCAGCAUUAUCAGGUGACUGUCAUCAAGGUCUGUAGAUUUCAAUGAGUGCACAUUAUUGAAAGUAGUCAUUAACUUGUAACUUAGGUAUUUGUACUAGCACUUAUUUUAAUUCCUGCUGCUGUUACCACAUACACCCUUGUGUGUGUAUAACCUGAAGUAAAAUAAAAGCCACAAAGUGUCUUGGGAUACCUUAAAAUUCCUUAGAUUUUAGUGGUCUACUUAUCAAUGUUUCUUUUUAAAAAAAUAAUAACAAUCCUUUCUUUUUCAGGGAUUCAUUUCUUUUGGAAUUUUUGGUUUAGACAAACAUCUUAUUAUUCUUCCAUUCAAACGGAGGUAAUUUUCCAAAUAAGUAUAUGAAUGUGUUAAUAAUGCCAACUGUCUUUCAGAUUUGACUCCCAACUAAUGUUAUUUCUGCCUUCUCUUCUGUGCAGCUCUUAACUUUUGUACCAUUCACGAAACAACAUUCACAUACAUGGAAUGGGGCUUUCUCUUCAACUCAUUCUCUGUGGCCCUCUGUUCUUGAGAAUCUGCUAUAUGGGAUUGAGGGGGGGCUUGAGGAUGGUAGGAGAUAUUAAUACGGUGGGCAGGGGUGGAGUUUACAAAUUGCUGUCCUCCUUACACAAACAGAGCAGCUUAGGAUCCAAGCUAUAGUCACCAAAUGAUGGAACAAGUGUGUAUAAAUCAGCCCAAAGGGUACAGUCACACCUCGGAAGUCGAACAGAAUCUGUUCCAGAAGUCCGUUCGACUUCCAAAAUGUUCAGGAACAUGGCUCCUGCAGCCAUCGGAAGCUGCAGAAGUCGUGACGGUCUUUCGAGUUCCAAAUAACGUUUGCAAACUGGAACACUCACUUCCAGUUUGGCGUGGCGUUCAGGAGCCAAAACGUUUGUCUUGCAAGACGUUUGGCUUCCAAGGUAUGACUGUACUUGAAUUCAGGAGCAGAAAUUCACACCUAUUCGUCCCGUUUUCUAUUCCAUGCACAAUUUUUCGAAGGCAAAAAACCCCACAAAAAUUCUCAUACUGCUUCUCCCUUGAAACUAAUUAUUUUCAAAGACCUGAUGUGAUAACUCAUCUAUACAUAAUAGAAAGAUAAUGUACGUAGAUAUUUAUAAUAAGACGUUCCUAUUUCUUUUUAUUUGUUGUAAUAUUUCAGUGGGCUUGUUUCAGAUUGACUUUUUCUCUCUCCAGGUUUGAAUUCCUCUGGGGAAACAGGACAUCGGAGCGCAGGGAAUCCACUGUACCCGAGGAAAUCCGGAUGACGUGCCAACAGUUUGUUAAUUACCACAAAGAGAUGUGUGUCAGGAGCAUUGUCCAAGACAGAAGGUGGGGCUGUAUACCAAUGUAAAGAUUUAUUCAAACUGUUUCUAUUCUUGGAUGAUGGAUACACUUUGCAAUCAGUUCUGGUGUCCUAAUCUCUGAGUGUUUUGUGUUGGAAAUGCUUCCAAAAAACACUAAAUAUGCAUGUGAAAGCCUCUAGACUUGUGUUUUGUUUUCUAAUUCCUGGACUAAGGUAUGCUUGGUCUUAAACCAAAACAACAGGAAAUCAUUUUCAAGAUUCUUUUUCUGAGUUAACAUAGUGUCAGACUAGUGGAAAGUGGCUGGCAUUGCUGAGGGAUUCUAAGGAACCAAAAAUUCAGUGCAGUUUUGAAAUUAGUGAUUAAAUAAUAAUAAUAAUAAUAAAUUUUAUUUAUAUCCCGCCCUCCCCAGCCGAAGCCGGGCUCAGGGCGUCUAACAACUAAAAAGUGAGUGCUGUCUUGAAAGGUUUGGUGUGUCGAUUCAAAAUGGCAUGCUGUUGUAUCCUGAAACUUAGGACAAGAAUCUGCUCCUUGAUCUCAGCAACCAUCCUACAAAAUUUGCUUAUGAUACCUUAAAAGAUCUUCUAUAUGCCUAGAGAACAAACUUCUUUCUAAAAUAUAUAGUAGAUCAUGCUAGUAUGCUCAAAUUGUAGCCAAUCAUUUUACAUGCUGAUCGAAAACAAUUUACGGUACAUCUCCUUAAAAUACAUUUUAAUAAAUGUUUUAAUUUUCCAGUAUAACACAAAAAAAUCGCCAUAUAAUAAAUAUAACCCCUCCCCUCCUCAUGAGAACAAAGUAAAGAGUUCAGCCAAAUAUAUCCCACCACUGUUUGGCAUGCAUUGGCAGAGGUUGGAUGAAAUUGGUUUCUGAUAUGUAUUUCAACAAGGUAAUUUUCCAUUUGUUGCCUAUUCAGUGUUUUUAACUGUUUAGUCAGCUUUUCCAAUCCUUUUGAUUUCAAGCAGGCAACUGCAAACAAUCCAAACCCUUCCCAUUUUGUGCAAGCAAUGGAUAAUUUGCAACCAGUAGAAAGUCUUAUUUAAAACAUUUGAACCUCAAACAUUUAAUGCAAGAACUCAAAAGUAGUGGUGGGAGAAGCUACUGUUUUCUAACCUGUCAUCCUCCACAUAGUAUUGCAUGAAACCAAGAAAUCUUGGGCUUAAAACUCCCAUCAGAUGGAGUUCUUACUGAUGCUACUCUUGGUGUAUUUUUUAAUCACUUUAGAGAUCAAACCUAUUAUGUACCUGAAGUCCUAAAUCGGGUGGGGAUCUAUUCAUUCAAGGAGCAGCUGAUUAGCAAAAGGGGACUUGGAUAUGUCCCAAAGCAUGUAAUUGUGGCUUCUAACUCUGCAAAAUCAGCUGCAAGGAGACCAAAGCAGAGGGCCUGGGUGGGUGUAUCUCAGCAGAAAGGUACUUACAUUCCUGAAGAGAUAUUCAAAAUGCUGUCCACACACCUUGCAAUUUCUUGCAUGCAAUCUUUGGGAUGCAAAGUUCAUUAUUAAGUUUGAGGCUCUGAAUAGCUGUAAGGCAGGGCUUGCAGUCCCAACUGUGCAUUGUUUAGAUGCUCAUUCACCUGCACAGUCAGGACUGAGGAAGGGUGUUGGAGAAAAUGGGAUUGUGUGUCCAUGGGGCAAUAGCUGUGUGUGUGUCUGUGUCUGGUGUUAGGGGUGUAUGAUCAUAUGUGGGUCUGGCCUUGUCCACUCUGAGAAUGCAGCCCCCACGACAGCUUUUCACCAGGGUGCUACAGCCCUUGGCCUGAAAGAAAGUUCCCCACCCCUUUCCCAAAUGAGAGAGUUGUGUUUGUCACGAUGUUUUCAGAUAUAAGCAGUGAGGUUUCCAGUUCAGGAUUACAUAUUUCCCAAAAGUUUUGUCUUUUGGGAUAAGGGGUAUAUAAUAGACUUACUGAAAAGGAAUUUUAGAACAGUCCUUGGGAAUUCCCAAGAUGGCUUGAGUUAGGACAAUUCUGCUGAAUUCUUUGUUUUUUAAGUUCUGAAACGAAAUGCUUUUUUUGUUUUGUUUUGAGUAUGUACAUUUGUACAGUGCCCUUAUUUCCAUACUGUGGUGAAAUAUAUGCAUUCUCUUGAUCCUUUCUCAUGUAUGUGUUUUUCUUCUAAUGUUUUUUCUCUCUCUCCUUCUCAGUUGAAUGUUCUGCAUCGGUCCUCUUCUGUUGUUGUUUCUUCUUCUUCUUCCAUCCUUUUGUGUGUUGGAUCUGCUUCACUUCACUAAUCCAAAUAAAUUUUUGCUCAUCGUUUUAAUAAAAAUGCUGAUUGGUUCCUUCUUUACGUUGGUUUGCUGCCUUGUGUAGCUGGUCAUAUUGGCUUGCUCUAACUCUCUAACACAUGCUUCCUUACAAGAUAAGCAGAAACAUUCACUAUCACAGGUCAACUUCUGAACAAUACCCUUGUGGCUGUGGGUAGUUUUUCUCCACUGUGUCAUUGGAAAUAGAACUAGAUCUUUUUCUCUUCCAAAUGUCGUUCUCAGUAUCUUGCAUAUUCACAACAAUUUAGGGGAAUUAAAAAAGUUCAAUUACUGUUCUUAUACAGUAAUAGAGAAUUCUCAAUUUAAGUUUGAAAAACAAGUUAACGUAAUUGCAAUUAAAAGGUAGCCAAGUCGCCGUACAGUCCCCCAAGGCAGCACUUCCCCUGUUUCAAAGCUCCUUGCAGUAUGAAUUGCCAUACAGGAUUGGCAUCACCCUGCCAGACAGAUGCAUUGCAGGCAAGUGGUGUGCGCAACUGCACCAGCAACUAGGCUGGAGGGCUUUUGAAUGGACUCCUGCUGAUUUAGUAACCUUGACUUAGGGGCCAGCGGGUUUAAAUGGCUCUCAGUCGGAAGAGAAAGCUGCUCCAGACGUUGUGCUAGUGAAUGUUGGAAAGGUGGCAAAACGGUCCCUGAAUGGUUCCUCCUUUAGACUGUAAGGGGGGAUUGAUCACCUGUGUGAAUCAUCAUCAUCCUUUUAUUUGUAUGUCCCCUUUCCAUAGUUGAAACUAUGUUCAAGGCGGCUUACAACGUGACAAGAUUUACACAAUUACCAACAUAACAAAAGUCAUAAGCAAUAAAUAAAACGCAUCAAAAAUACACAACCAAAUGGAAACAAUUAUUAAAAGAAAUACUUAGCUAGCAUGUAAAGAUAGCAUAAUUAUAUUUCCCACGUUUAGUCCCCAGCAUCUCCAGGUAGGGUGGGGAAACCCUGGAGAGUCAGUGUCCACAGUCAUGGCCUAGAUGGACCCUGGCUUGGUCUAAAGCAACUUUGAAUGUUACUCUACCAGCUUGUUCUCCAUUUUUUAAAUGCAGGCACGCAAUCCUCCCCCUGCAGUCUGAAAUGGUACAGUGGUUUACUGCCACUUCUGCUGUAUAUUGUGUGAACCAGGUAGCAAUCGGACUGAUUGAAAUGUGGAUUUCCCCUACUCUUUCCAUCCUUUUUGUUACACGGAGUGGAGAUCUUAGUUCGUAUCACUAUGAAUGUUGAACUAGUGGUAGUUCAUGCUAUACUAACCCACAUAGAGUGUUAUUUUAUGCAUAUGCUGGCUUCAAAUGACUUGUGCAUGCAUGUUGAUUGUGACUUAGAAAAAAGAUAAUCCAGGUUUGCAAACAAAAAAACCCCACAACCAUGCUUAACUAUACACAUGACCUCCUUUUUAACAAUUCUUUUAACUGUCAUGCUGUCUUUCCUUGUUUCCCCCUAUUUUUCCCCCUUUGUCUUCACCCAUCAAACAGUGGUGGUACGAGAUUUACAGAGCAUGUGGGUGAAUCCUUCCUUUGA
This is a messenger RNA of Podarcis lilfordi (Lilford's wall lizard), 37334 nucleotides long. Lineage: Eukaryota; Metazoa; Chordata; Lepidosauria; Squamata; Lacertidae. The record is from the annotation of a GenBank genome assembly.